Messenger RNA from Nasonia vitripennis (jewel wasp), 4151 nucleotides. RefSeq names its product FACT complex subunit spt16 (gene dre4). The transcript is spliced from 19 exons. Gene Ontology annotation, cellular component: FACT complex. Gene Ontology annotation, molecular function: nucleosome binding. Lineage: Eukaryota; Metazoa; Arthropoda; Insecta; Hymenoptera; Pteromalidae. Gene Ontology annotation, biological process: transcription elongation by RNA polymerase II; positive regulation of transcription elongation by RNA polymerase II. Bases 256 to 3672 code for a protein of 1138 amino acids. The record is from RefSeq and is a predicted model, not a curated record.
AAGAAGCAAAUAGUCGCCGCCAAACCGGCCAAACUUCCACUCACGGAAGAGAGAUCGCUAUACUUAUAUACCCACGCUCACUUAUUGCACAGCCCGUGUGCGCGCGGCGGGUUGUUGUGCAUCUCUCGUCCCGCCAUAUACACAUUCAGUAUAGCACAGGACGCGCGCGCGCGAGAGCAGCGGUCAAGACCUUCGGACGUCCGUCUAACGUUUUUUUAUCCAGGCGAAGCUGGGCCGGCAGCCUCCUGACCAGCCAUGGCUAACGCCCUGCUCGACAAGGACACGUUUUUCCGGCGCAUGAAGCGCCUGUACAGCGCUUGGAAGGAUGGAGAAGUCGGAAACGAUGAUAGCUUCAGCAAAAUGGACUGCCUCAUAUCCGUCGUUGGUGCCGACGAUGAUGUUGUCUACAGCAAGUCCACGGCACUUCAGACAUGGCUUAUUAAUUACGAAUUGCCAGAUACCGUCAUGAUACUAGCUGAAGAUUCCAUUCACUUUCUGGCUAGCAAGAAAAAGAUUGAGUUUUUACGAAAACUAGAAGAAUCAAAGUCUGAAGAAACUGGUGUACCUCCUGUGAAACUUCACAUUAGGGAUAGAUCCGAUGAAGAUAAAGCCAAUUUUGCCAAGCUUAUGGAUAUCAUCAGGGGUAGCAAAAAAGGCAAAACAACAGGAUUAUUUACCAAAGACAAUUACAAAUCUGCGUUUGCGGAAGCAUGGAAAGCUGCUUUAAAGAAAGAAAAUUUUGAAACAAUUGAUGUGAGUUCCGCAGUAGCCUAUGUUAUGUGUCCAAAAGAGGAUUCAGAAAUUCUCACUGUCAAAAAGGCCUGUUUAGUAUCGGUUGAUGUUUUUGGAAAGUAUCUUAAGGAUCAGAUUUUGGAAAUAAUUGACAGUGAUAAGAAAAUUAAACAUUCAAAACUUGCAAGCGGAGUAGAUGAUGCAGUGGUUGAUAAGAAAUACGUUACAGGUGUGGACCUUUCUCAAGUAGACAUGUGUUAUCCUGCAAUCAUCCAGAGUGGUGGAAAUUAUUCUUUAAAAUUUAGUGCUGUUAGUGACAAUAACAUACUCCAUUUUGGUGUGAUUAUUUGCUCUUUAGGAGCUCGUUAUAAGGGUUAUUGCUCUAAUAUUGUUCGAACUUUGUUAGUCAAUCCAACAAAAGAAAUCGAGGAAAACUACAACUUCCUACUACAAGUAGAAGAAGAAAUCUUAAAGAAAUUAACAGCUGGAACAAAAUUGAGUGACGUUUAUGAGACGGCUAUAAAAUUUGUAAAAGAUGAAAAACCAAAAAUGAUAGACCAUCUUACGAAAAAUUUCGGUUUUGCAAUGGGAAUCGAAUUUAGAGAAAGUUCAAUGCUACUAGGACCAAAAACGUCGACAGUCGCGAAAAAAGGAAUGGUUUUCAACGUCAACGUUGGUUUAGCAAAUCUUAGCAAUCCAGAUGCAACUGAAAAAGAAGCAAAGACCUACGCUCUGUUUAUCGGAGACACUGUACUUGUUAACGAGGAUCAACCAGCUACUAUCCUCACACCGUCUAAAAAGAAGAUUAAAAAUAUCGGUAUCUUCCUUAAAGAUGAUGAAGAAGAGGAAGAAGAUAGUGGUAAAGAAAAUGAACCAAAACAUGAGAUUUUGGGAAGAGGUAAAAGAACAGCAGUGAUUGAGUCCAAACUGAGAACAGAAAAUACUUCUGAAGAAAAAAGAAAACAGCACCAAAAAGAACUAGCACAGCAGCUAAAUGAAAUAGCAAAGGCCCGGUUAUCACAGCAAUCAAGUGGAAAGGAACAGGAAAAAAUACGUAAAUCCACUGUCUCUUACAAAAGCCUUAGUAGCAUGCCACAUGAUUCAGAAGUUAAAGAGCUCAAAUUGUUUGUGGAUAAAAAAUAUGAAACCGUCAUUUUACCAAUUUAUGGAGUUCCAGUACCGUUCCAUAUAUCUACAAUUAAAAAUAUUUCUCAAUCCGUUGAAGGCGAUUAUACUUACCUUAGAAUUAACUUUUUCCAUCCUGGAGCAACUAUGGGUCGCAAUGAAGGUGGAGUCUAUCCUCAACCUGAUGCCACUUUUGUAAAAGAAGUAACUUAUCGUAGUACAAAUACUAAGGAGCCUGGGGAAAUUUCCGCGCCAUCGUCAAAUUUGAAUACUGCGUUUAGAUUAAUUAAAGAAGUUCAAAAGAAAUUUAAGAACAGAGAAGCUGAAGAGCGAGAAAAAGAGGAUCUUGUUAAACAAGAUACUCUUGUUUUAUCACAAAAUAAGGGUAAUCCUAGGCUGAAAGACUUGUAUAUCCGACCAAAUAUCGUUAGCAAGCGUAUGACGGGAGGUCUUGAAGCACAUACGAACGGGUUUCGUUACACUUCUGUUAGAGGUGAUAAAGUGGACAUUUUGUACAAUAACAUAAAGAAUGCUUUCUUCCAACCCUGUGACCAAGAGAUGAUCAUUCUUCUUCAUUUCCAUCUAAAGCAUGCUAUAAUGUUCGGUAAAAAAAAGCACGUUGACGUGCAAUUUUACACAGAAGUGGGAGAAAUCACGACAGAUUUAGGAAAGCAUCAACACAUGCAUGAUCGUGAUGAUUUGGCUGCAGAGCAGUCUGAGAGAGAGCUUAGACAUAAAUUGAAAACAGCAUUCAAUAGUUUCUGCGAAAAAGUUUCCAAAAUGUCGAACCAAAUAGAUUUCGAUACACCAUUCAGAGAACUUGGUUUCCAAGGAGCACCUUUCAGAAGUACUGUUCUUUUGCAACCGACUAGUGGCUGCCUUGUUAACCUUACAGAAUGGCCACCAUUCGUCAUCACGCUUGAAGACGUUGAAUUGGUACACUUUGAAAGAGUACAAUUUCAUUUGAAGAACUUCGAUAUGAUUUUCGUUUUCAAAGAUUAUCAUCGUAAGGUUGCGAUGGUUAACGCUAUACCAAUGAACAUGCUGGAUCAUGUUAAAGAAUGGCUUAAUUCUUGCGAUAUUAGAUAUUCAGAGGGUGUCCAAUCUUUGAACUGGACCAAAAUUAUGAAAACUAUUACUGAUGACCCAGAAGGAUUCUUCGAAAGUGGUGGCUGGACUUUCUUAGAUCCUGAAAGUGAUGCCGAAAAUGAGGAAGUUGAUGACGAAGAUGAAGAAGAAGAUGAUGCUUAUGAGCCAUCUGACUCCGGCGAUGAAGAAGAAUCGGAAGAAGACUCUGAGUAUUCCGAAGCAUCCGAAGAUUCUGACGAUGAUGAUGAUGAAGAGUUAGGCAGCUCCGAAGAAUCUGGCAAGGAUUGGUCGGAUCUCGAAAGAGAAGCAGCUGAAGAAGACAAAGAAAGGGGCGAUGACUAUAAUCGCAGCGACUUUAGUAAGAGCAAGAAACCAAGCAAACAUUCAUCAUCUUCAAAGGAUAGGCAUAGUUCAAAACACAAAAGCUCCUCUAGUUCAAAGGGUAAAAGCUCAUCCAGUAGUAGGGAUAAAGACCGGAGAUCAUCAGAUAAACGCAGAUCGGAUCGAUCGAGAAGCGAGGGAUCACACAAGAAAGUGUCAUCUCCUUCCAAAUCAUCCAAACACAGUCCGAAAAAGAGCGACAAACAUGAUAAACACAACAGCAGUAGCAGUAGUAGCAGACAUGAUAAACAUAAGUCAUCUUCCUCACACUCAUCCAGCAGCAAAAAACGUUCACGAGAUGACAGUGGGGACAGACGAGGAAGCUCAAAAAAAUCUAAGAAAUAAGUGAACAAUGAAUGCUUUUCUAAGCAAACUUAAUACCCAUGAAAAGUGCAGACUUGAAUCUUAUGUGAUAGUAAUAUUUCUGCACGACUCAUAAGGACUCAGCAACUAUAAGGCAAAAACAAAAUCGUCUCAACACUGUAAGUUUCAGUGCAUAAUUUUGGUUUUUUUCUCUGUUACAUUGUUUUGAUAAAGAUUCGCUACAUCUCACAACUAUUUUUAUAAACUUCUAAUGCAUAAAGAUAUUUCAUUUGAAGUGUCAUGCUGUAGCAAAUGUUUAUGUUAUAUUUAAAUAGGUUGAUAGUUUCGUAAAGUGUAUAAUGCCCAAUGUUUUAAAUCACAGACGAUUUUUCUACCGAAGGAAAUUUGUAAUGUACAGUUGUAAUAAUAAUUAGUGCAAGUUUAUUGAAAGACAGUAAUAGCUGAGCUUUUUAAAAAGUGACACAUUUUUUGUGAAAACCCAAAAUCCGAGAACUGAAUGA